Molecule: messenger RNA, 321 nt
Organism: Talaromyces amestolkiae
Lineage: Eukaryota; Fungi; Ascomycota; Eurotiomycetes; Eurotiales; Trichocomaceae
Exons: 2
Coding region: 1-321 (106 amino acids)
Source: RefSeq, a predicted model, not a curated record
AUGAAGGUCCUCGCUACUCUCGCCGGUGUUUCUGUUGCUAGUGCUUCCGAUCUUGGAUACUGGAAGCUAUACUGCGGUGACUCUUGCUCGGCUGGUGCUCUCAUCAGCCAAGGAGACUUUUACACUAAUGUCUCCACUGCUUGUACUUCUCUCGGCGAUACAUACGCCUACUGCUAUCUCGAGGUUCCUGAGGGCUUCACAGCUAUCUACCAUUCGUCGCUCUCGGCGGAAGCUACAUGCGGAACGCCUACAAUCCUCAACAGCGGGGACUGCGCCGGUGCUGGAAGCUGGAUUUCGUAUGAGAUGAUCUACAGCGCCUAG